AUGGCUUGAUACCAUUUCAAUGGCUGGACAGCAACAGUUAUCCAAGGACGAGUCAUGCAAGCAGUUAUGAUCGUGCGCUAUGAGGUUAUUGAUAUGCUGUUGUUUGAGGCACAAUGGCGUCACAUACUUACAGACAAAUCACAAAUGCGAUAUUAAUUAUAGUCCUACAAAUAACUACCACAAAUGCAGCCAAAAUAAGACAAGACAGCGGCAGUCCCGUGUACGAAAUUAUCAAUGAACAAGCCAGGAUAGACGAUAAGGUUAGACUUAACGGAAACUUACCUUACGGGAAUCCGCUAGCUGGUAAUUCAUUACAGAAUGCCAGACAACACGCGCAACAUCAACAGGCCAUGUUCAACGCCGAAAGAAUGAGACAGCACAGAGCACAGUUACAAAGAUGGGCGCAAAUAUCUCAAGUUGAUAGUUACAUGAAAGCCUAUCACGAUUCCCAAGAAGAUCAUCAGUUAGCUGUUGAACAACAGCAGGCUAAUCUUAGAGAGAAACAAAGUCCAGUUACUUCUAAAGCUGUUCCUAGAGUGAUGAGGCGACAACGCCCUAAACUAGAACCUCUAAAGAAAGGUAUCAGAGUGAUACCCGAGGCUGUAAGGAUAACGAAAGAGAAUUCUGUCAAAACUGAAAAGAGUAGAAGCCAUAGAUCAUACGGAUCGACUUAUCACCAGUAUUUACAGCCAAAACUAUAUAAGAAUGUUUACGUUUCACCUGCGCCAACUUAUGACCAAGGUGUCACUAUCAAACCUAAUGGAAAUGUUGGGCUAACUGGUCAAAAACAAGUGAAAGAUGAAACGAUAUUAUUUACAGAAGCCGUGCCGAGUAAAACACAAUACGUGUAUCCAAAACAAUAUGGUCCAAUGCAGGGAUACCAAUCUGCUCAAGAUAUAGAAACACUAAAAUAUUUAUUAAAAAAGAAUCCACAUGAACAACUCAAGUCGCUAAAUGCUUUGAUCAAACCAGAGCAGACGGAAGACAAGGAUGUUCUAGAUUCAAAUAUAGAUUUGUAUUUCUAUAAAGACACCCCAACCCAAAGCUUAGUUGAUCAUUAUGAUAACAUGUUAUACGCCCAGGUAGAACCGCAAAUAUAUGCCAGUGCAUAUACCCCUGAAACAAAAGACCACACGCCUAUUACAGAAGAAGUUGAUGACAUUGAAGACCCAAAUAAAUAUGAAAAUUAUCAAGGAUAUGGAGUACAGUCUAUUGUGGCUACAGAAGUUCCUGAAAUUGAUACGACUACAACGAAAAGCAAUAAUUAUUACAAAGUUGAAGUUGCCAGCCAGAUCAUUUCUUCAGGAUAUAAGCCCACCGAAAUUAAACACUACAAUGGAGAGGAACAUGAAAAUUUAAAUUAUAUUCAACCGUUAAAAUAUUAUUUUCAUAAAGAAUUGAACACACAUGAUGAUGGGAGUGUAAGAUAUCUUCACCACAAUGCAAAACCUACUGGCGUCCAACAUCUUACUGAAGAUGGUAGCGGAGUGUCAGCCUACGAUGAAGAUAGUCUCCAAUACGCUGCUAACUACGAAUUCGGGUACAGAAUCCGAGACCACCACACAGGCAACGAUUUCGGACACCACGAGGCCAAAAGUGGCGAAAACACAAACGGCCAUUAUCACGUGCUCCUCCCGGACGGAAGAAUGCAGAACGUCCAAUACACAGCUGGUCCCGAAGGAUUCCACGCAGAUGUAUCAUAUGAUCUACAUUCUGUGAACUGACAAAUGUUGCCGAUUUUGGCUAUUCACCAACCAGUGACAGACUUUAACAAUUCUUGGAAAGUAUGAAUUUUGCCACAUUAUUGGUGUGUUCUUAAUUGAUUGUGCAAUAUGUUGAGUGCAAUAGUAUAGUGUUGACAUUAUCGUAAAAUUUAUUUAUUUUUAUUAAUGUGCAAUAAAGAUAAUGCAAUAAUAUUGAAAAUGCAAAACGAAUGAAGUUUAUACAAUUAAUGAUGAUAGAGAAUAAUAAUUUUGUUCGAAUAAUGAUAGAAGUAAAACACAAGGAAUUAUAAUUAUUUAUUACAAAAAAAAAUCUUGCCAUGCUUAGAUUACAACACACUCGUUAUUAUAUAACAAAAAAAAAUACUAUGUCCGGAUGUCCGUUUCACGUGGCUGUCAAACUGUGAAAUGGCGCGAAAGAUAAAUGAACACAGAUUUUUAUACCAAGUUGAUAUUUUCCCGCCAAAAGUGAAAACAAGGAAAGUGAUAGUGUGAUGGGGCAUUAUGGCAUUAAAUUAUACCUCUAGUAACUGUCAUGUUGUUAUGUAAUUUAAUAUAACUUAUGAUGUAGCUAUUUAACAAUUAGGUAGUUACGUAUUAAAUACAAGGGCAUGGCCUGGAGCUUUAUUUUUUUAUCGUAUUUUAAAACAAAAAUGGUGUAAUGAUGUUCUUAAUUUGGUACAAAAGUUUUUUUCCAGUGUUAUCUUGUUGUAAAUAAACAGUUUCGUAAUGUUUGAAAUCAGUAAAAUAGUAUUUGUGUACCUAUCUAUAGCAAUUGCCUAUUUAUUCAUCAUUUUAUUUUCUUGUGUUCUUUAAAAAAGGUAA
Molecule: messenger RNA, 2546 nt
Organism: Amyelois transitella
Lineage: Eukaryota; Metazoa; Arthropoda; Insecta; Lepidoptera; Pyralidae
Gene: CPR143
Exons: 3
Coding region: 114-1724 (536 amino acids)
Cellular component (GO): extracellular matrix
Source: RefSeq, a predicted model, not a curated record